CUCCGAACAUGAGUUUAAGUGACAGCGACUCUAGACUCGCCGAGCCUCUCUUGACAGAGUCGACUGACAGCGACCUCCCUGGACAUCACUCUACAGAGUCAACUGACAGUGACCUCCCUGAGCGUUCCUCUACAGAGUCAAUCACCAGCGAGUCUGACCUCCCUGAGUACCCCUUCACAGAGGAAGAGAGACGCUACCUUCGCAUCGUCGGCGAGACCACUCCACUGUCUGAUAUUAUACGCGCACAGGCUCUGCGCCCCCAAAGACCUCCCAGGAGGCACUAUCUCCACCGUCUUCCUUCCAUCAGCGAGUCCAUCAGCAUCAGCCAAUACUCCGCUGUGACCGGCUACUGCGAGCGGGCUCCUAUCGCUCGUUCGCAAAGCAUCACGCUCCCUGAUCCUAUCCAAGACUAUUUCGUCCCUAAUAAGACAACCAAUCCACCCAGCCUUCCUGGAGAUAAGGUCAAGACACGCACCAAGUUCUACAAAGGACUGGCUCGUUUCUUCAACCAGAGUACCACGAGUCUUGCAGAGCUCUCUUCUGCCACUAAGGAAAAGAUCAAGGAUUUCAAGCUCGCCAGGUCCAAGAGCACUUUCAACCUCCCAGGUCUUGUGUCACCCUUGCCAUCUCCUUCAAGCAGCACCACCACUCUCCCACCUCGUCCAGCAGGACUCCACCAACCAUUCAACAGAUCGACUUUGCCUACUUCUUACUCCGAAAGCGCAUUUCUUCUUCAGAGCUCCGAGGCUUUGCCAAUCGAGUCACCAUCAAAAUGGACCAAGGCUCGCCGCAAUCUCCGCGCGUCCACUUGUAAGCUACUCCCUCAAACUCCAUCCCACCACAGGAUUCUAACAUGUCAUUCAGCNGUUCCUCAAGAGCAAGAAGAACUAAGCGGCAACAAGUCCCGCCGCACGCGUGUUACAAGCGGCCAUUGGAUUUCACCACACCGUCCUGGCCGCUCCACUACCGAUGCCAACGGCAGUCCUGCGGCAUCGCGUCUACACGCAAUGAAUGUAUCAAAAAUUUCGUCCUCACCUCAGUCAUCUCACAAUCACGAUCCUAUUACACCCCCUCCACCCUCUCUUCAAUCUCCUCAUGUCUUCAAACCUGUCAUCGACCCCUCGACUCCGACCGGAUCCUCGCAUCUCUUCAAACCGGUCAAACCCGUUGCUUCGUCUACUUCGAAGCCCACUCACAACUUCAAACCCGUGAUCGACAACAAGUCGCGAUCACCCAAUUCUCAGCACAACUUCAAACCUGUCAUUAUCAACAAGUCGCCACCCCCAAAGUCUUCACACAAUUUCAAGCCUGUCACUAUCGCCAAAUCGCAGUCUCCCAAGACUCCACACAACUUUAAGCCCAUCAUUGUCGACGACCUAGCAACUCCCAUCUCUCCCCAUACCUUUACGCCCCUUCAAGCCGCUCCUUCGCCCUCUCUUCAUUCGUUUUUCAAAUCCAAGAACGACGUCUACGCUGACGCAGACAUCAACCCUGGCCUUUCUUUCUGCGUGCCGGCUUCAAAAGCAGUCCAAACCGAGCCUUCGACUGUUGCACCCGAGCCAUCUUCGCCUGGAGCUGAACCUGAUUGGAAAAACUACCCUUUCAAAACUCGUUACAAGCCUUACGUCCCUCGCCCCUACGACCCCGACGAGGAAGUUACAUUCCCUAAUGGACUCGAUGGAGACAACCCCUAUCUGCGUCCCUACGGCGGAGGCUGGCGCAACCAUCCCUACCACCUUUAUGAGAGACUGACUACCGAUCAGCUUUUGGUCGAUCCAUAUGCUAAACCACCUAANAUCGCCCAAGAAAAGAGCAGCCGUAACUACUACGGUGGACGUUCCGCGGCUCAGAGAGAGUCCACCAGAUACGUCCACCGUGCUAGUAACGGUGAGCUCCAUGAGGCGUAUGAGAUGGACGACCUCUCCGCUCCCAAGUCUGGUCCAUCGAACGAGGUUUCUAAGGCCGCUCCCGAGGCCGCUCCUGAUGACCCUCCCAAGCCCUUUGUCGGCACAGCUGCUACUAUCCUGCAGAGGGUCAGAGAGGACCUCCGAAUUCAAAACGUCCAGGCACACGAUCCGGCCGGCAACGUCUACUUCUACGAGAAAUCCUAUGUACCUCGUUUCACAAAACACUCUCUGCGCCCGUCGAAGCGCCCGUUCAGCAUCAGAAACCUUUUCAGUCGCCGUCUUUACGGUAGACCAGGUGAUGGCGCCAAUUUGCUCAUGCCACACAUCCCCUAUACUGUCAAGAUUCCUGGUGUCGAUGAUCGGGAGGGAAAAGAAGGCUGCGGCCGAGGCCGAAGCCGAAGCCGAAGCAAAAAGAAUGAGCCUCUGUUUGGUCAUCAGGAAGCCAGAAGGGGCAAGAAGAAGGCCUCUUUCGAUGGUCCCAUUCCCAAUUCCAUGGCCGAACCAGACGAUCUCCGCCACGACGUCCUUCGCGACCAUGAUACUUCCGUUGCCGACAUCCAUGCAACUUCUCUCUCUGCUGAUGCUGCCACUACGGCCAUCGUUCCUCGUUUCUAUGUGAACACCCCUUCUAUCGACAGCCACAUCUCACGUCGUGACAAAGCCAACCACCAGGAAAUGGCACAGGAAACAUUGCUUCUGCCAGACGAGCUCGGUGUUUGGAAGACAAACGAACAUCAACCCAGGGAAUCAGACUAUGCUAAGGUUGAAAAGGCUCGCCUGCGCAAACUCAGAGCUGAAAAGAAGUUGGCGGAACAGCUCCCCAAGAACCAAGAAUCUACGCCAGAGAAGCCACUGCAACCCACGCCAGCCAAAACUCCAAAAUCAAUUGCUAAAGAGUCUCUGCGUGUUUCUGUCAGCCCUCCUCGCAUUCGUACUCCCGACCGCUACAAGGGCUAUACUUUUGAGGAGGCGGAGCAACUUGUCACACCAAAGUCUCCUCAACAAUGCCAAUUCGAGGCUGAUCAAGCUGACCCUCCUCGUGCACCUACACCUUAUCAUCUUCCUUACGUAGAGNNGGAGGAAUUCGACGCCGAGUAUGAGAAGCAGAUUGCCGACCUCUCAAACACUUUCAGAGAGUUCCUG
Messenger RNA from Aureobasidium musti, 3050 nucleotides. NCBI's taxonomy places the organism in Eukaryota, Fungi, Ascomycota, Dothideomycetes, Dothideales, Saccotheciaceae. The record is from the annotation of a GenBank genome assembly.